Acanthocheilonema viteae is the source of this 390-nucleotide messenger RNA. Lineage: Eukaryota; Metazoa; Nematoda; Chromadorea; Rhabditida; Onchocercidae. The record is from the annotation of a GenBank genome assembly.
AUGUCCGCAAAAGAUGAUGAGUCUAUUGAAGUUCAACCUCUACGUAAGAUUGGCUUAAAGGAAAAACUCCAAGCUGAUCCAGGAUUUCCAGUUACAGUUAUAUCAACAGUAGUUAGCUUUACCCUAUCAAAUUUAUUUUUCUACGGUAUUACAGGAAAUCUACGUGUUGGCAUGCUUGCUGGUUUGAUAUCAAUUCCAUUAUGUCUUAUAACAAAUGUUCUGGAUACAGAAAAGGAUUAUGAAAUAUGGAAGGAAACGGAGGGAAUGAGAGCACGUGGUUUACCAGAAAUAUUAUUUCCAAAAAAGCCGAAAUACGACUGGAGUUAUUAUGAACCAUUGCGAAAAGAAAUCGAACGAUAUUAUAAUAAUGAUGUGGAAAACAAGCAAUAA